UUCCGUGCUCAGUCAGGGUUUGCUGAACUGCAGUAAGACUACUGGUGCAGUCAGGUUCCUUGAGGACAGUGUGAGAGCCCAUCAGUUCUGCAGAAGUCAAGGCACCUGGAUUCCAGAGCUUCCACAUAAGACCAUGGCUGAGCCCUGCGAUGACUCUCUGAGGAUUGUUCUGGUAGGGAAAACAGGAAGUGGAAAGAGUGCCACAGCAAACACCAUCCUGGGGCAAAGGAGAUUUGCUUCUAGAAUCGCACCCCAUGCUAUCACCCCGACCUGUCAGAAAGAAUCCCGAAGGUGGAAGGAGAGAGACCUCCUGGUUGUUGACACCCCGGGGCUCUUCGACACCAAGGUAAAACUGGAAACCACCUGCAUGGAAAUCAGCCAGUGUGUCCUCCAGUCCUGCCCUGGGCCUCAUGCUGUCAUUUUGGUUCUGCAACUGAACCGAUUCACGGUGGAAGAGCAAGAAACUGUUGUCAGGAUCAAGGCUAUCUUUGGAGAGGAAGUCAUGAAGUACAUGAUUGUCUUGUUCACCCGCAAAGAUGAUCUGGAGGACCAGAGUUUAAGCGACUUCAUUGCUGACUCAGAUACAAACUUGAAAAACAUCAUCAAGGAGUGUGGCCAUCGCUGCCUGGCCAUCAACAACAAAGCAGAGAGGGCUGAGAGGGAGAUGCAGGUGCAGGAGCUGAUGGGGCUUGUAGAAACCCUGGUACAGAACAAUGGCGGUCUCUACUUCUCCGAUCCCAUAUACAAGAAUGCAGAGCAAAGGCUGAAGAAGCAAGUGGAGAUCUUGAGGAAAAUUUACACUGAUCAAUCAGAGAAGGAGAUUAGAAUAGUGGAGGAGGAGUAUGCUCUCGGAAAACUUAGUACACAGGAACGAGAGGAAAAAAUAAAAGCCAUUAGGGAAAAUUAUGAUCUGAAGAUAAGAAACCUGCGUGAGGAAGCAGAGAAGAGCACAUUCUACCAGAUUUUUGAAUACGUUAAGAAAGUUCUUUUGCGUAUAUGGCGUCUCUUUUCAUAAGCAGUCUGCAUUUUUUUUUCAUUUAUUGUGAGCAUUUUCCCACCUCACUCCCUACCACUCUCCCUGCUGGCCCUUUCCAACAAGGCACCUGCUGAUUUAAGAGAUAGCAAAACCAGGAAUUCAGUGUAUCAGAGUCAGGACUCAGGGACAGGCUCCAAGGCUGGCUCACACUGGGCGCUGAGCUUCUAUGCUAACCCGUCCUACCUUCCCCACUAUGAUGGACUGAUAUGCCUCUGUAGCCAUGAGACCCAAUAAACACUGCUUCCCUUAGG
Messenger RNA from Mastomys coucha (southern multimammate mouse), 1287 nucleotides. Its product is annotated as GTPase IMAP family member 7-like. The transcript has 2 exons. NCBI's taxonomy places the organism in Eukaryota, Metazoa, Chordata, Mammalia, Rodentia, Muridae. The record is from RefSeq and is a predicted model, not a curated record. The coding region runs from base 134 to 1015 and encodes 293 amino acids. Gene Ontology annotation, molecular function: GTP binding.